Molecule: messenger RNA, 926 nt
Organism: Juglans microcarpa x Juglans regia
Lineage: Eukaryota; Viridiplantae; Streptophyta; Magnoliopsida; Fagales; Juglandaceae
Product: superoxide dismutase [Cu-Zn]
Exons: 7
Coding region: 139-690 (183 amino acids)
Biological process (GO): removal of superoxide radicals
Molecular function (GO): superoxide dismutase activity; copper ion binding
Source: RefSeq, a predicted model, not a curated record
CCUCACCCUGCUUCCUCACUUGCCCCCUCUCUCUCUCUCUCUACCUGAUUUCAGCUUUGAUUCAGACUGUUCUUCCCCAGCUCUCUCUCCUUCCUCCCUGCUGAGCUCUCAAGGGGUGUUCUGGGAACACAUUAAACGAUGGUGAAGGCUGUGGCUGUUCUUGGCAGCAAUGAGGGUGUCAGUGGGACUAUCUACUUCACCCAAGAAGCUGAUGGCGCUACAACAGUAACUGGAAAUAUUUCUGGCCUUAAGCCUGGUCUCCAUGGCUUCCAUGUUCAUGCACUUGGGGACACAACAAAUGGUUGCAUGUCAACUGGACCACAUUUCAAUCCUGCUGGCAAGGAGCAUGGUGCUCCUGAGGAUGAGAAUCGGCAUGCUGGUGAUCUUGGAAAUGUCACUGUUGGUGAUGAUGGGACAGCCAAGUUCACAAUAAUUGACAAGCAGAUUCCACUUUCUGGACCAAAUUCCAUUAUUGGAAGAGCUGUUGUUGUCCAUGGAGAUCAGGAUGAUCUUGGCAAGGCUAUACAUGAUAUGCAGCAGUUUCAAAAGAUUAUGGUGCACAGCCAUCUCGCUACCCUAUUGUAUCCACAUCCUUUAUGCUCUCUGGGCCUUCCCGCGGAGAUAUUCCCAGUGCAGAAGCAAAUAUUUCACAAGCUGGUUCAAAGGCAUGUGGUGCGUUACUGUCCAUAAGAUGUAUGCAACCUACAACACAUUCUACAUUCUUUGCUUGGCCGCCUUCUCAUUGCCCUUGAUUAAAACUCCGUUCGGUUGGUGACCCAGGAACAAAGGGAACAAAACCCCGGCCACCAAAUACGGGGCGCAUGAAGGCAUCAUCGAAUUUACGCCAGUACCGAUGAACAGUGUGUGUAGGAGUGGCCAGGAGUGCACGUAUGCUGCUUGGUCGGGUAAUUUCGGGAAGGUUAAAC